Messenger RNA from Emiliania huxleyi CCMP1516, 1908 nucleotides. RefSeq lists its product as hypothetical. The transcript has a single exon. The coding region runs from base 1 to 1908 and encodes 635 amino acids. The record is from RefSeq and is a predicted model, not a curated record. NCBI's taxonomy places the organism in Eukaryota, Haptophyta, Isochrysidales, Noelaerhabdaceae.
AUGAUGACGGAGGUGCACGCGCGACGCGACACCGCGAGCGACGUGCGCACGUACAACUUCACCUCCGUCCUCGACUCGCCUCCUUUCACCACGUAUGAGAUCGCCAUCCUCCUGCCGCUCCGCUGCACCGAGGAGUUCCCGGUCGACGUCUGGGUCGACAGCGUGAACGCCAGCUUCGCGACUCUGAACGCGAAGCUCUUCAUCGGGGUAGACGAGGACGACGCGGGAUGGGCGGCGUGCGAACGCGCGCUCAACUCGAAGCUCACGUUGGCCGUGCCGUACGAGGUGAAGAUGUUCCCGCCCGCAAAGCCCGCGAUCAUCUGCCCCAUCUGGGCGAGCCUCGCCCUCAAGGCCUACCGCUUGGGCUGCUCCUAUUUUGUCCUGUGGGGCGAUGACGUCCGCGUCGACCCGGCCGACUGGUUCACCCAAAUGGUCCAGCCGACGCUCGGGCCGGCUGACCUUGGCUGCGUCGCGCCGAUCGACGUCAACGAUCCCAGCGUCACCACGUUCCCAAUCGUCACCCGCGCGCACUUUGACGUCUUCGGCCGUCUCUUCUCGCCGCGCUUCAUCAAUCAGGAUGCUGACCCGUACCUCUUCGAGCUCUAUCGCCGUGUCGGCCGCGCGAGCGUCCUCACCGACGCGCGGGUGACCAAUCUCCGAGGUGGCGCCGCCGCGUGGCCGGUGGAAGACGCCAAUCCUCGCUACGAGCGCCAGCCUCUCGCGAGCUGGAAGCAGGAGUGCCUCGCGCCAGACGCGCAGCAGCUCAUCAAGGUCAUCGGCUCGCCCGCGGCUCCUUUCGUGACGAUCGACGUGGUGGUGCCGAGCUUCCGCACACCAUGCGAGCUGCUGUGGCGCAUGACGAGCCUACACGACCCGCCGGGCUGCUCAGUCAAGUACAUCAUCGUCGUGGACAACCCCUCCGCGCCCAACCUGAACGAGAUCCUCAAGCUUCAGAGCGAACGAGUCCGUGUCCGUGUCAACCCCGAGAACGUCGGUGCGUCCUCCUCGCGCUCGCGCGGCCUCGCCGAGGCGUGCGCGGAGUGGGUGCUCUUCUUCGAUGACGACGUCGAGGUCACGCAAGCCUGCCUCAACGCGUACGCCCUCGCGGCCGCCGACCGCGGCGCAAAGUACUCGGGGUUUGUCGGCUCGACGAUCCUGCCGCCGGUGGCCAACCUCCUUCACGAGGCGACUCGGCUGAGUGACAUCACGUUCUUCUACAACCUGCCCAAGUGGAUGGGCGAGACUGUCCCGUGGGGCGUGACAGCGAAUAUCAUGGUGCGCCGCGUCGAUGACCUUGAGUUCGACACCGUGUAUGCCAAGACGGGCGGAGGUGAGGACGUCGACUACUGCGUCGAGCUCGUGCACGCGCUCAAGCUGCCCCUCGGCCGCGUCGUCGAGGCGAAGGUGAUCCACGAUUGGUGGCCGUGCACCGACGGCCGCGCGCUCGCCUACCUGCACCGCUUCUGGAAGUGGACGAUGGGUGAUGGCUAUCUGCUGUACAAGCACCCGCAGUAUGUCUACAUCUCCUUCCCGAACGUCGUCGAGCUCAGCCUCGCCCUCGUGCUCACCGCGGGCUGGCUCGUGCCGUGCAUCCUCGUGCUCCGUCUCCUCGGCGCGAUCUGGAUUAUCGAGGUCGGCUGUGAGACGAUCCGCGCGCUGCAGGGGCCCGAGGCGCGGCACCUAAAGGCGACGGACCGGCUCAUCGCGGCGUUCCUGUCGUUCCUCGUCAAGAACGUCGUCGACGCGGGCCACCUCACCUUCCACCUCAUCCACAUGCGACCGGCCUUUGUGCUCCACCGCUUCGACUUCUUCCUUGGCCGCCACGGCCUUCCCGCCAUCGAGCGGCGCAAGUUCGCCCAGCGCAACGCGCUGUGGAUCGCCGCCAUGGCCCUCACGAUGCGCUCGUGA